This is a messenger RNA of Onthophagus taurus, 1187 nucleotides long. The record is from RefSeq and is a predicted model, not a curated record. NCBI's taxonomy places the organism in Eukaryota, Metazoa, Arthropoda, Insecta, Coleoptera, Scarabaeidae.
AAUAGUUUAUUUAACUAUAAAUAAAUUAUUGCUUGAUGCUUGCAUAUUCAAAAUUAAUUCACACGAAAAAGCAAACAUUACUAAACACUUUCUUCACUCUUUAACUGUGUCUAAGGUGCAUAACGUACCUUAUUCUAAUUAACUACUUUGAUGCUUAACCGUACGUAGAAAGUUUUUUUUCUGCGAUUCCAAACAUCAACAGAUAUUGUGUGCUUUUUAAAACAAGUCAAGAAAUUGUGUGUGAAAUCUUAGUUGAUGAAAAAACAGCUAUGAUUAUAAAAGUUACAUUUUUAUUAAAGAUUUUUCGGCAUGGUGAUAGAACUCCUGACUCAUUGUAUCCAAAAGAUCCAUACACAGAAGAUGAUUUUUAUCCAUUCCGAAUUGCUCAUUUAACGAAUAAUGGAAAAUUAAGAGCUUACAAUAUUGGAAGAUAUCUUCGUAAAAAAUACAACAAUCUUCUCGGAGAUGUUUAUACUCCGGAUGUUUUAUAUGGAAUAUCUUCGAAUGUACCAAGAUGUAGAGCAAGUAUAGAAUCAGUUUUAGCAGGUUUAUAUCCUCCAUCUGAAGAAUUAAUUUGGAAUAAAGAUUUGCUUUGGGAACCGAUUCCUUACGAUUACUUACCAAUGAAUGAAAACAAUUUAUUUCUUCCUAUUUAUGCUUGUCCAAAUAUGAACGUAUUAAUGGAAGAGAAUUACAAAAAUCUCGACUCUGAUCCGAUAAUUCAAAAAUAUAAGCAUUUACUUCCGUAUUUAAUAGAGAAUUCCGGUUUGACUGGAAAUCUUUACACCGUGGCUGGACAUUUAUGGUCAACAUUAAAAUCGGAGGAAGAAGCCGGUUUGGAAACACCAGCUUGGGCUCAAACGGUUUAUCCGGAAAUUUUAACAGAACUAACAAAGCAUGGUUGGAAAUUAUAUACAGGGUCAAGCGAUUUAAAGAUUUUAGCUGGUGGAUUCUUGAUGUCGAAAGUUAUUAAUAAUACUUAUUCGACUAUAAAUGGCGAGAAUGAAGCAAAAAAUCGAAAAAUUUAUUUAUAUUCAGGACACGACCUUAACGUUGGCGCAGUUUUGUCUUACUUGGACAAUUUCGUUCCCCAUGCUAUCAAUUAUGGAGCUCAUAUUAUUAUUGAAGUUCACAAGUAUCUUGGAAUUUAUUUUUUGAAGGUAACAAAUAUAACAUUUUUUAAGUAA